Molecule: messenger RNA, 584 nt
Organism: Hylaeus anthracinus
Lineage: Eukaryota; Metazoa; Arthropoda; Insecta; Hymenoptera; Colletidae
Gene: ATPsynF
Product: putative ATP synthase subunit f, mitochondrial
Exons: 4
Coding region: 123-455 (110 amino acids)
Biological process (GO): proton motive force-driven mitochondrial ATP synthesis
Molecular function (GO): proton-transporting ATP synthase activity, rotational mechanism
Source: RefSeq, a predicted model, not a curated record
GUUGUACACCACACAUCCGAACCGAACGUAAUCUGCGGUGAUCUGUGGAUCGUUCGUUGAGACGUGCCACCUGAGAUUCGAUCAAUUAUCCUCUUUAAUUCUUUUUCUCUAUCGUCUUCGUCAUGUCAAACAUUAAAUUUGGCGAUUAUCCUGCAGAAUACGAUCCAGCAAAACAUGGUCCUUACGAUCCUGCUCGAUAUUACGGAAAACCUGAUACCCCUUUCAGCGACUUGAAACUUAAAGAAGUGCCUGCAUGGAUUGGACGACGCGAGAAGGGACCCCGUCAACUUAUGGGAUUAUUUUCCCGAGCUUUUUGGCGUUGGCAGCAUAAGUAUGUACUGCCUAAAAAAACUGGUAUAGCUCCGAUUGCUCAAAUUGUAGUUGGAGGAUCUAUGUUUUUCUAUUAUUUGAAUUACUAUCGUAUCAGGGGUCACAGGAAUUACAAGUACCACUAAAGUUUGACUUCGUUAUCGAGCACGUGUUCGUUAAAAAUAGAAUAUUACUACGAUAUAUAUUAGUUAACUAAAAGGAGUUAAAAAUUUUGAACGCUUGUAAAGUGAAAUAAAGAUUCUUUAAACAUGUAA